AUGGCUCAUGAGGAUUGGGAUCUCUUUGCAAUUGUAAGAAGCUACAAAACCAACUUUGCUCCUAUCACCGAAAUUCCAUCCCCCACCAGCACCACCAUAAUUCAAGACACUAAUCCUUGCUUGGCUAAUUUUACUGUUAGCCAAGAAAAUGAUUCAUUUUCUUUUCCCAAUCUUGUGCAACCUAGAACCAAUGAGUUCCAAGAGCUACACCAAUUGUUAAUGAACUCCAACCCCACCACCCCCACAAGCACCACUAGCACUAGUGGUAAUAGCAUCAAUCCCAAUUCAACUUUUUCUAACCUUGCAGGAUUCAUUGGACAACACCAUCCUCUGCCUGUUCCUCCCCCAAAUUACCCCUCCAUUGGAGGCUCCACUACUGGUUUAGAAAGAUUCCAUCACCAACAACAGCAACCACAGCCACAACCGAAAGCACAGCAACCCCAACCCCCAGAACAACAACAACAGCAGCAGCACAAUGAACUACAAGUUCAAGUACCCCAAGCAAGUUCAAGUUCUAUUGUUUUACCAAACACACAACCACAAACACCCAGGUCAAGAAAAAGAAAAAGCCAACAGAAGAAAAUGGUAUGCCAUGUGACCGCAGAUAACGUCUCAUCAGAUUUCUGGGCAUGGCGAAAAUAUGGACAAAAACCUAUCAAAGGGUCUCCACAUCCAAGGAACUAUUACAGAUGCAGCAGCUGCAAAGGAUGUGCUGCGAGAAAACAGGUUGAGAGAAGCACAACUGAACCCAACAUGUUCAUGGUGACAUACACCGGAGACCACAAGCACGCCAAACCAGCUCACCGGAAUUCUCUCGCCGGCAGUACCCGAAACAAGCCAUCCACGACCCGUUUACCCGAUAUCCACCAAACCGGGUCAUCAUCCAAUGAGGGAAACGUGAAUCCGUCAAGUUCACAAUUUUCUCCCAUCCAAUUGAAACCGGCUUCGCCGGAGAAGAACGGCGCCUUGGUAGCUGUCAGGGAACCCGAUGACCCGGACCCGAAAACCGAACCCGACUUGGCCUCAGAAGAUGAUGAUGACGUGCUGAUACCCAACACGACGGCCAUGUUAGACACCGUUUUUUUGGGUUUGCACCACUUUGACGGCGGCGGAGGCGGCGGCGGUGUCACCAGGGCCAACAGAAACACCAAACCCGCGGGUGGGUCGGAUCCUACAACGUAUCUGGUUUGA
Gastrolobium bilobum is the source of this 1191-nucleotide messenger RNA. Its product is annotated as probable WRKY transcription factor 27. Gene Ontology annotation, biological process: regulation of DNA-templated transcription. The record is from RefSeq and is a predicted model, not a curated record. The transcript has 3 exons. Bases 1 to 1191 code for a protein of 396 amino acids. Gene Ontology annotation, molecular function: DNA-binding transcription factor activity; transcription cis-regulatory region binding. NCBI's taxonomy places the organism in Eukaryota, Viridiplantae, Streptophyta, Magnoliopsida, Fabales, Fabaceae. Gene Ontology annotation, cellular component: nucleus.